AUGAUUGCAACAACACCAGGCUGGAGAGCGAAGCAUCUAAAAUCAGGUCUCCACACACCCAGGUCCCUGUUAGCCCUGGAACGUGAUACAGUUGCUUCUGAAAGGAUGUUGUCAUCUCUCAUUCUAGGACAUUUUGUUGCAACCCCACUAUUCUUCCAUAGUAAUUAUGUCACCUUCUCCUACAUCACUUCCUCUCCUCUGAUCUUUUUCCUGACGGGCGUUCCAGGUCUGGGAGCUGCCCGUGGCUGGAUCUCCAUCCUCUUCUGCUGUUUGUACAUAACUUCCCUCUCUGGAAAUAGUUUAAUCCUAUUUGUCACCAUCACUGAGUCCAGUCUCCAUGAACCUACGUACUAUUUCCUCGCCAUGCUCUCAACCACCGACCUGGGACUGUGUAUUUCUACGCUGGUCACUACGCUGGGCAUAUUCUGGUUCGACACAAGACAGAUCAGCUCCCAUGCCUGUGUUGCCCAGACAUUCUUCAUUCAACUCUUCAUGGUCAUGGAGUCUUCAGUGCUCCUGGCAAUGGCCUUCGACUACUUCGUUGCUAUUUGUAACCCACUGAGAUAUGCUACCAUUUUGACUGAGUCCAGAAUCGUCAACGUGUGGUUUGCCAUCCUUGCCAGGGGGACAGUGAUCCUAAUGCCUCUGGCCCUACUUCUUAAACAUCUGUCAUUCUGCAAAAGCCACGUGCUCCAUCAUUCUUUCUGUCUCCAUCCGGAUAUAAUCCAACGCUCCUGUUCAGACAACAAGAUCAACAGUGUCUCAGGACUCACUGCCCUCCUCGUGACUGCAGUGGACUCUGCCUUUAUUCCCCUCUCCUAUGUCCUGGUCUGGACCAUCCUAAGCAUCGCUUCCCCAGAGGAGCGACGUAAGGCCUUUAGCACUUGUACCUCCCACCUCGGUGCCGUGGCUGUCUUCUGCAUCCCUCUUAUUAGCUUGUGCUUUGUCCACAGGUUUGGGAAAAGGGCCCCUCCUUAUGUACACACUCUUAUGGCCAAUGCGUAUUUGCCCAUUCCGCCAGUGAUGAACCCCAUUAUCUAUAGUGUAAAAACCAAGCAGAUCCGUAGAGCCGUUAAAAAAGCCCUCUUUCCCAAGCGAUCUGAGGUGUGACUUUCACAGCUCUGCAGUAAAAUCUGCACCUUAGUUAUGACUUCUAAGACCUAUAGUGUCUUCGGUCUGUCACUCAAAAUAAAAAAAAGAAAAGAAGUAGAAGGUUGGGUGGGCUGGGGGAUACGGUUUGGUAGAAAAUUAUUUUUUUACUUUUAAAAAUUUUAUUUAUUUUUCAUUGAA
Molecule: messenger RNA, 1290 nt
Organism: Sus scrofa (pig)
Lineage: Eukaryota; Metazoa; Chordata; Mammalia; Artiodactyla; Suidae
Source: RefSeq, a predicted model, not a curated record